GCGUCCACGGUUUUGGUACUGUGCGGAUCCCGCUCGAUGCCACCCGGUGUCCACUGCAACCGGGAUUUGAAACGGUUCUCUUGCAGCUGAUUUGAUGAAGGGCUCAUUUCUGAGCAAUUUGGGCCAGUGAUAGAACCACUGUCGAAGCCAGUUUAUUGCUUUCUAGCGUACGGUUAAAGUUCUCACAACGUGAGACAAAUCCUGGCUAUUUAGUGUUUUGUGCCCUUCCAUUACGAUGAAGAAACUUGAAACAUUUGCCUGCCUUCUUUGGAUGGACGUCUGAUGCCCUGCUUUAAGAUGGCACGCACGUCCCGUUGAGUGAGGGCCCAAUAUCGCCUUCUGUGGAUCGAUCUCCAUGGCCAUUCCCGACGACAUCCUCCUCGCGGAUGCCGCGGGGACGAUCCCUCCUGGGAUGUCGCUCGAGUACCUCGCUGAGUCGCGCGAUCGCCCGGCCCUUGUAGCCAUCAUAUUCCUGGUGUGCUUCACUGGGGCGAUUAUGAUAGUUCGCCUCUAUGCACGGAUAUGGCUUGUCAAGAGACUCGGCUUAGACGAUGCUCUGGCCAUUCUCACCAUGUUGAUUUAUAUCUCCUUUGUCAUCCUCUCCGUCGUUUUGAUCGAACUGGGAAGUGGCCGUCAUAUGGACUACAUCCAGUAUGUCCUGGCGAUGCCAACCGUGCGCCAGACCCAGGUUUUGGAUUUCGUCGCGCAUGUUCUCUACACGACUGCUUUGUUCUUUUGUCGACUAUCGGGUUUGGCUUUCUAUCACCGACUGGCUGCGCGCUCCAGCAAAUUACACCUCUCGAUUAAAAUUGCAGCCGGCUUCCUACUCGCCGCAUACCUGCCUCAGCUGUUUCUAUUAAUAUUCCACUGUCGACCUGUAACCGGGCUAUGGCCUUACCCUUGGCAGGAGGAACCCAUCAGUUACACCUGUUUGACUUGGGGGCUGGUCUAUUCUGUUAACUCGGCAGUCUCCCUGACCUGCGACGUGCUCAUGUUCGUCAUCCCCACCAUCCUCAUCAAGGAGCUCCAUGUCUCGCUGAAGCGGAAAGCCCAGCUCUCCCUCGUUAUGUUCCCUGGUGUCCUUGUCAUUGUCAUUUCUGCCGUCCGCGUUUACUUUGUAGCCAUCGGCCAAUGGACGGAUGACGGCAGUUGGGCCUACAAUCCCAUGAUGGCCAUUGAGAAUGCUGAGAUUGCCGGCACCUUGACUGCGCUGUCUGUGCCGGCCCUGAAACCGGUGUUUGGGAAUAUAUUUACCCAGCUGACCGAGUACUCGCUCUCCACGCGCAAUCGGUCUGGGAUGCCAAGUCAAUCGAAGCCUUCUUCCGGGCUAAGGUCUAGGGCUAGAGACAGCAAGCGUCUGUUGUCCUUUUCCAAACAUGGCUAUGAUGACUAUGAGAUGAUGGGUUCGGAGACUAAUAUACCCCCAAGCGGUCCGGUACAAUCAUCGGAGCCGGGUACCGCGCGAGAUAAAAGCAUUGGGGUAACCACAGAGGUCGCCAUUUUUCAUGGACAACAGGCGGACCAGAGACAUAUUGUAUAGUGAAAAAGUAAUGACAACUGCUGUAGAAUCCCUGCUAGAUCUCCUAAAGGCAUAGACCUGAAAAGAAUACCCCUUGUGUUUUUUAUUUUUAUUUUUAUUUUUUU
This is a messenger RNA of Aspergillus alliaceus, 1644 nucleotides long. RefSeq lists its product as uncharacterized. Lineage: Eukaryota; Fungi; Ascomycota; Eurotiomycetes; Eurotiales; Aspergillaceae. The record is from RefSeq and is a predicted model, not a curated record. Bases 356 to 1540 code for a protein of 394 amino acids. The transcript has 3 exons.